Molecule: messenger RNA, 676 nt
Organism: Physeter macrocephalus (sperm whale)
Lineage: Eukaryota; Metazoa; Chordata; Mammalia; Artiodactyla; Physeteridae
Gene: CALHM1
Product: calcium homeostasis modulator 1
Exons: 3
Coding region: 1-636 (211 amino acids)
Cellular component (GO): plasma membrane
Molecular function (GO): monoatomic cation channel activity
Source: RefSeq, a predicted model, not a curated record
AUGGAACAAGCAGGGAGGGGACCCCUGGCCCCUGGACUGCCCCUGCCUGAGCUCGCCCGCCUGCUGGCCCGGGUGCCCUGCCCCGAGGUCUGUGAUGGCGACUGGCUGCUGGCCCGUGAGGUGGCCGUGCGCUACCUGCGCUGCAUCUCGCAGGCACUGGGCUGGUCCUUCGUGCUGCUGACCACACUGUUGGCAUUCGUCGUGCGCUCUGUGCGGCCCUGCUUCACUCAGGCCGCCUUCCUCAAAAGCAAGCACUGGUCCCACUACAUCGACACUGAGCACAAGCUCUUCGAUGAGACAUGCACGGAGCACGCCAAGGCCUUUGCCGAGGUCUGUAUCCAGCAGUUCUUCGAGGCCAUGAUCCAUGACCUGGAGCUGGGUCACGGCCAUGGGGUGCUGGCUGCAGUCCCUGCUGGCUCAGCUGCCCCCACUGCCACAGACGGUGCCAACGAGGAGAGGGAGAAGCUGCACGGCAUCACCGAUCAAGGCACCAUGAACAGGCUGCUCACGCGCUGGCACGAGUGCAAGCCACCCCUGCGGCUGAGCCAGGAGGAGCCACUGGUGGGCAAUGGCUGGGCUGGGGGCGGGUCCCGGCCUUCAUGCAACGAGGUGGCCACCUACUUCAGCAAAGUGUGAGCCGCAGCCAGGUGAAGAGGCAGGAAUGGGGGUCUGAGGC